GCGGAGGGAGGCGCGCCCCGCACCGCCCCCGCCCCGCGCCCGCCGCCCGCGCGGGGUGCGCUCGCUCAAAGUUAAAAAAAAGCUGCAAAACACCCCAAACCCCCUCGGGGACGGCGGAGGUGAGGCGGCAGCGAGUUCCUCGGGCAGCAGCCACCAUGAAGAGCAAUAAUGAUAAAGUGGGAAAACCCAGCAGCAGAGAGUGAAGACUUUGGACGAGCAACCUUGCUAAUGCCUAGAUGUAACUGCUCUGGCAGACCUGGUAGUGCAGCAUGAUUAGGAUGAGGAGGAAGAUACUUUGGGCAUCUUGCUUCUGCUUUGCAGCUGCCUUUUUCCUUGUGCUAACACUCCAGGUUAUCACCGAACUGGGCAAUUCAGAGAAUAAGGUAUCAGUAAUCUCCAGUUUACACAGCAGCCCAUUGAAGCCUGGGGAGAGACAUUCUUUUCAGUUUAAGAAGGAAGAACUUCACAGCAGCUUUAAGACAGAGUCUGAUGUAAAUCGUUAUCCUGUCCUGCUCUGGUGGUCUCCCCUGACUGGAGAGACAGGGAGAUUCAGUCAGUGUGGAGAGGAUGUUUGCUUCUUUACUAUAAACAAGACCUACCAGCACAAUCAGAUGACAAGAGCAUUUCUGUUCUAUGGUACUGACUUCAGUAUAGACAGUUUACCUCUCCCUCGUAAAGAAUAUCAUGACUGGGCCCUUUUUCAUGAAGAGUCACCGAAAAACAACUACAAACUCUUCCACGAAGCAACCAUCACCUUAUUCAACCACACUGCAACAUUUAGCCGCCACUCUCACCUGCCACUGACCACUCAGUAUCUUGAGGGCGUAGAGGUCCUGAAGUCAUUGAGGUUCAUGAUCCCCCUGCAGAUGAAAAACAGCCUGAGGAAAAGGCUUGCACCGCUUGUGUACGUGCAGUCUGAUUGCAACCCCCCUUCGGACCGGGACAGCUAUGUGCGUGAGCUGAUGUGCCACAUUGAAGUGGACUCUUAUGGGGAAUGCUUGCAUAACAGAGACCUUCCUCAGCAUCUCAGAAAUCCAGCUGCAAUGGAUGAUGGAAACUUUUUAAAAAUACUGGCACAGUACAAGUUCAUUCUUGCUUUUGAAAAUGCUAUCUGUGAAGAUUACAUCACUGAAAAACUCUGGCGGCCACUGAAAUUGGGAGUGGUGCCAGUGUACUUCGGGUCUCCCAGCAUUGUAGACUGGCUUCCUAGUAACAAGAGUGCAAUCCUGGUAUCCAGUUUUUCACACCCUCGGGAUCUGGCCCACUAUAUCAAAACACUGGAUAGAGAUGAUGAAGAAUAUGAGUCCUAUCUACAAUGGAAACUGAAAGGGGACAUUUCCAACCCAAGACUGCUUAGAGCAAUGAAGGAACGCAAGUGGGGAGUGCAAGAUAUCACCCAGGACAAUUACAUUGACACCUUUGAGUGCAUGGUUUGUAACAGAGUGUGGGAAAACAUCAGGCGGAAAGAAAAGGGAUGGCUGCCCCAGAGGUGGGAGGCUCAGGUUAAUCAUCUCAGCUGCCCAAAACCAGAGGCAUUCUGGUUCUCAUCAUCAAACCCUGGCUGGAUUUCUCUCCAAAAGAUGUGGAUACCAAGCUUUGAGCAAUCCAAGAAAGAAGCCUGGGCACUGAGGCACCUGGUGGAAAGGAACAAGAAUUUUACAACUGAAGAAUUCUGGAUGCUUGUAUUCAAAGAAUAAACACAACAGACCUGUGAAACAGA
Lonchura striata (white-rumped munia) is the source of this 1720-nucleotide messenger RNA. It is a transcript of the gene POFUT3, whose product is annotated as protein O-fucosyltransferase 3. Gene Ontology annotation, molecular function: alpha-(1->3)-fucosyltransferase activity. Gene Ontology annotation, cellular component: Golgi membrane. Lineage: Eukaryota; Metazoa; Chordata; Aves; Passeriformes; Estrildidae. The record is from RefSeq and is a predicted model, not a curated record.